This is a messenger RNA of Nerophis lumbriciformis (worm pipefish), 2541 nucleotides long. The record is from RefSeq and is a predicted model, not a curated record. Lineage: Eukaryota; Metazoa; Chordata; Actinopteri; Syngnathiformes; Syngnathidae.
CAGCAGCAGCCUGCAGCCAACAGCAGGUGCUUCGGGGGGACACGGUGGUUGCGUCAGCGUGUCGCCAUGAGUGCGGACGAGGAUGCACGCUGGCUGGACUGGGUGACCAAACAGUUUGAAAGCAUCGCAGGAGACGACAAGGAAAUCGACUUGGAAGAGUUCAAAACCGCCCUCAAGGUCAAAGAGUCUUUCUUUGCCGAGCGUUUCUUUGCGCUCUUCGACUCCGAUGGGAGCAGCUCCAUCAGCUUGGACGAGCUCCUGGAGGCUCUGGAACUGCUCAUACACGGCAGCGAGACAGACAAGCUCAAGUUCCUCUUCCAGGUCUACGAUGUGGACGGAAGCGGUUCAAUCGAUCCGGACGAGCUGCGCACAGUUCUGAAGUCGUGCCUGCGUGAGAGCGCCAUCUCUCUGCCAGAGGAGAAACUAGACGACUUGACAUUGGCGCUCUUUGAGUCUGCCGACAAAGACAACAGUGGCGCCAUCACCUUCGAGGAGCUCAAGGCUGAGCUGGAGAACUUUCCGGAAGUGAUGGAGAACCUAACCAUCAGUGCUGCCAACUGGCUCAAGCCUCCAGAUGUGGACCAGAAGAAACGUCAGACUCCUCGCUACUUGACGCGAGCCUACUGGCACAACAACAGUCGCAAGCUCUUCUUCCUGUGCGGCUACACCUGUCUCAGCCUCAUGCUUUUCGUCGGCGCCGUCCUGCAGCAUCGCCACGGCAGCGCCUGCUACAUGCUGGCUAAAGGUUGCGGACAGUGUCUCAACUUCAACUGCACCUUUGUCAUGGUCCUGAUGCUGCGUCGCUGUCUCACAUGGUUGAGGGCCACGUGGGUGGUGAAGGUCUUGCCUCUAGACCAGAACAUCCUAUUACAUCAGAUUGUGGGCUGCGCCAUCCUCGGCUACACCCUCGUACACACAACUGCACAUGUUUUCAACUUUGCCCAGCUGUCGGAGCACAGCGGCUUUAGUCUUUGGGAAUACAUUCUCACCACACGGCCUGGGAUCGGCUGGGUCAAGGGUACGGCCUCACUUACCGGGGUGGUUCUUCAGGUGGUGAUCUGCCUCAUGGUGCUGUGCUCCAGCACCUUCGUACGACGCAGCGGCCAUUUUGAAGUGUUCUACUGGUCCCACCUGUCCUACGUGUGGGUGUGGUCACUGCUUAUGAUCCACUGCGCCAACUUCUGGAAGUGGUUUGUUGUUCCGGGACUGGUAUUCCUGCUGGAGAAGAUUAUUGGAAUUGCUGUGUCCCGCAUGGGAGGUCUGUACAUAGUGGAAGUCAACCUGCUGCCGUCCAAGGUGACUCAUCUCGUCAUCAAGCGUCCACAGUUUUUCCAAUUCAAGCCGGGAGAUUACGUCUACAUCAACAUUCCGGUCAUCGCCAAGUACGAGUGGCAUCCGUUCACCAUCAGCAGCGCUCCGGAACAAUCGGAUAGUCUGUGGCUGCACAUCCGUUCGAUGGGCCAGUGGACCAACCGCCUGUAUGAGUACUUCAGGCAGCCUCAGAGUCCAGUGCCAAGUCCAAGGAGGCUGGCAGCAAGUUUGCGCAGCAGACCACUGAUGAAAACUCCAGAUGAUAUGUUCAGCUCGUCGCAUUUUAAUGCCACCGUGGCGUCCAAUGAGGACACCACCGUCGAGCUGACUAUGUAUCGUCAGAAUGGCUCCCCGACCGGCGUGGCCCCUGCAACCUCGUCGCAAGAUCCUCUUCCUUCCGAUGAGCUGGGGCCCGCAGAAAGAGGCGAGGCCCCACCCCUAAAAGAGGUUUCUGCAACGUUUGGAGAGAAUCAUCGCUUCUGCAAUAUCAAGUGUUACGUGGAUGGUCCAUACGGGACCCCCACCAGACAGAUCUUUGCGUCAGAGCACGCUGUUCUGAUCGGAGCAGGCAUUGGCAUCACACCCUUCGCCUCCAUCCUGCAAAGCAUCAUGUACAGGUACCGGCGCAGGAAGCAGAACUGUCCGAACUGCAACUACUCAUGGUGCGAGAACAUCAAUGACAGCGAAAUGGAUCUUCGCAAAGUGGACUUCAUCUGGAUCAACCGGGACCAGAAGUCCUUCGAGUGGUUCGUCAGCCUCCUGACCAAACUGGAGAUGGACCAAGCCGACGAGGAGCCCGAGGGGCGCUUCCUGGAGAUGCACAUGUACAUGACGUCCGCCUUGUGUAAGAACGACAUGAAGGCCAUCGGCCUACAGAUGGCGCUGGACCUGCUGGCCAAGAAAGAGAAGUGUGACUCCAUCACUGGCCUGAGGACCAGAACUCAACCUGGACGACCCGAGUGGGGGAAGGUGUUCCAGAAGAUUUCAGAAGAGAAGAAAGGCAAAGUACACGUGUUCUAUUGCGGUUCUCCUGCAUUGGCUAAAGUCAUCAAAGCUCAGUGUGAAAACUUUGGCUUCAACUUCUAUAAGGAAAACUUCUGAAGACUUGCAGGAGUGCCACUUGAUUUGUCUAAGCAAAGUGGACUGGAGGUCAAACGACCAGCUUGUCAGUGCCUUGCUCAGGGGACACCAAUGGGUCUUUUCACACUGAAUGAACUACUGCCAACUCGA